AUGUAUGAGUAUGACGCAGGUACCGAUAUCAUCGAACAUUCCAGACACCUCCCUCCCGGUAACGACAAGCUCCGUAAUCUACGCGCGCAGACGCGCCGCCGGCGCCGGCGGUGUGGCGUCGUCGUCGGCCAACACGCUUCCAUCCCAUCCCAAAAAUCCUCUCCCCGCCACUCACGACCGUCGAUAGCAAAGCAACCACGAAACAUGUCGCUCCCACCACCACCUACAGGAAAGAAACCGGCGUUCACCGCCCCGCCUUCACAGAGCGAUUUGCUCUCCCGCCUAACAACCUUUCUCCCGCAACUGUCGGCAGCAAACGCAACACUCGACGAGGAGAUCCGCGCGCACGGCGCGGACUCGCGGAAUAUCGAGCAUGUCGCCGACGACGAGGAGCGCUAUAUCGAGAUGAAUUUGGGACUGGGAGUACUCGAGGAGGUUCGAGACGAGUCGUCUUCUGAUGAGGAUAGUGAGGAUGAUGAGGACGAGGAAGAGGAGGAGGAGGAUGCUGUUGAGGAGAUCAAGACAAUAGUAGCCGGGAGUACGCGGCACGGGAAAGGGCCGCGGGAAGGCAAGCAGCCGUUGAUUGAAGAGGUCAUGGAGAAUAAACAUACGCCUACGCCUGAGACGCGGGGGUGA
Tricharina praecox is the source of this 636-nucleotide messenger RNA. RefSeq lists its product as uncharacterized. Lineage: Eukaryota; Fungi; Ascomycota; Pezizomycetes; Pezizales; Pyronemataceae. The transcript is spliced from 4 exons. Bases 1 to 636 code for a protein of 211 amino acids. Gene Ontology annotation, biological process: box C/D snoRNP assembly. The record is from RefSeq and is a predicted model, not a curated record.